UUCUUCACCAUGUACUAUUAUUCCAGAUUGAGCAUCUUGAGGUAAAGUACAUUGAUCUCAGUCAACGUCUGUCUGCAUCACGUGAUCUCGCUCAGUUCAUUUGUAGGAUGCCUCAUCUCAGGGAUCUUUGUCUCGGUCAAGAAUAUGGAAACACCAGUCCCUCACUUCAUGAAGAAUUCUAUUCAACUUUGUCAUUAUUAGCACCAUCUGCAAAGAUUGAGCAUCUUGAGAUAAAGUACAUUGAUCUCAGUCAACGUCAGUCCGCAUCACGUGAUCUCGCUCAGUUCAUUUGUAAGAUGCCUAAUCUCAGGGAACUCCGUCUCGGUGAUAAAUAUGGAAACACCAGUCCCUCACUUCAUGAAGAAUUCUAUUCAACGUUGUCAUCAUUAGCACCAUCUGCAAAGGUAUCCUUUCCACCUUCUCAGUUUCUUAACGGAAAUUAAAUAAAAAUUUGCCCCAAUUAGUACA
Molecule: messenger RNA, 468 nt
Organism: Lytechinus variegatus (green sea urchin)
Lineage: Eukaryota; Metazoa; Echinodermata; Echinoidea; Temnopleuroida; Toxopneustidae
Exons: 2
Coding region: 108-443 (111 amino acids)
Source: RefSeq, a predicted model, not a curated record